Colletotrichum godetiae is the source of this 522-nucleotide messenger RNA. RefSeq lists its product as uncharacterized. Lineage: Eukaryota; Fungi; Ascomycota; Sordariomycetes; Glomerellales; Glomerellaceae. The record is from RefSeq and is a predicted model, not a curated record. The transcript has 2 exons. The coding region runs from base 1 to 522 and encodes 173 amino acids.
AUGAUCGAUGAUGACACGAAUGACAUGGCUCGCCGUCGCGUGCAAAUCCGAUUCCUUCACGACUACUUUCAGUGUACAUUCGUCUUGGUCGUCCAGACGGAAAUGGAUCAGUGGGUCGAGCAAGCAUGUAUCUUGUCCGAUUUCCUUCUCCUAAACAUCUUGGAGUUUUUCAACUACGAUACCCGCCAAGUUACCAGUACUAUUGCCGAGUUUACACAGCUUCUUGCCCCGAUCUUUAAUACGGAUGUCACCUCUCGCGUUAAAGCUGGCAUGCAGUCAUUUGAUGAUUCGGUUGGACUUCCUUGCUCAGACGACUCCAUCGCCCAGAACACAAUGGACGACUGGUUCCGGGUGAUCAUUUGGGGUCUCUACCAGCUGAACGAGAUGCGAGAAACCACCCAUGCCGACGCAGCAGACGAAGACAAUAUGAAUGCAACUACUUGCCACAUUUCACAUCCGUGGCAAAACGGUCCUAGAGGCUUCGGCCCCCAAUCUCAAGACCUGGCAGCUGAGCUGCACUAG